Messenger RNA from Aspergillus chevalieri, 771 nucleotides. RefSeq names its product 1-(5-phosphoribosyl)-5- ((5-phosphoribosylamino)methylideneamino)imidazole-4-carboxamide isomerase HIS6 (gene HIS6). Gene Ontology annotation, molecular function: 1-(5-phosphoribosyl)-5-[(5-phosphoribosylamino)methylideneamino]imidazole-4-carboxamide isomerase activity. The transcript has 3 exons. Bases 1 to 771 code for a protein of 256 amino acids. The record is from RefSeq and is a predicted model, not a curated record. Gene Ontology annotation, biological process: L-tryptophan biosynthetic process; L-histidine biosynthetic process. Lineage: Eukaryota; Fungi; Ascomycota; Eurotiomycetes; Eurotiales; Aspergillaceae. Gene Ontology annotation, cellular component: cytoplasm.
AUGACUAAAUUCAGGCCGUGCAUUGACCUUCACUCGGGCCAGGUCAAGCAGAUUGUGGGAGGAACGCUGAGUGACGUCUCCUCGGACCUGAGGACCAACUAUGUAUCCAAGCUCCCCGCCGACCACUAUGCAGGUUUGUACCAGAAGCAUGAUCUACGUGGAGGGCACGUUGUGAAGCUUGGCCCGGGAAAUGACGAUGCAGCUAAGGAGGCACUGAGUACAUGGCCAGGAGGAUUGCAGGUUGCUGGGGGUAUCACGGAUCAGAAUGCGCAGUAUUGGAUUGACCAGGGUGCUGAGAAGGUCAUUAUCACAUCGUUUCUAUUUUCGGAGGGCAAGUUCUCUCAAGAGCGGUUAGAGCGCGUUCUCGCUGCUCUUGGAGGCGACAGGUCAAAGCUGGUCUUGGAUCUGAGCUGCCGCAGAAAGGAUGAUACUUGGUUCGUGGCUAUGAACCGCUGGCAGACAAUUACAGAGAUGGAAAUUAACCAAGAAUCUAUCUCAUUCCUGGAACCGUUCUGCUCCGAGUUCCUCAUCCACGCGGCAGAUGUGGAAGGCUUGCAGCAGGGUGUUGACGAAGAUCUGGUCGCUAAGUUGGCUAAAUGGUGUACAAUUCCUGUUACAUACGCGGGAGGUGCGCGGCAUCUCCAGGACCUUGAGAAGGUCCAUGUCAGCAGUCAAGGAAAGGUCGAUCUUACUAUUGGUAGCGCUUUGGAUAUAUUUGGAGGGUCUGGUGUUACCUUUGAUGAGUGCAUAGAAUGGAAUAAGGCGCACUGA